UGAGCAUGAGUCUACAGGUUCUGAGCAAGAAGGCCUCGCGCGCCGUGGCACCUACGUUUGCACGCGCUGUCAGCACCGAUAACUACUCGGCCACACAGACGGCGCUGGGUCGCCCUAUCUCGCCCCAUGUGGAAAUCUACAAGUUCCCCGUGACGGCCAUCUCGUCGGUGGCGAACCGCUUCUGUGCGAUGGGCAUGUCCGCCGCCUUCGUGGGCGGUAGCGCGCUGGGCUUCGUUGGAGCCGAUGUGCCCGCUCUCAUUUACAUGGCGCAGGAUUCCAUCCCGUUCUUCGCUCCGAUCUCCAAGGCCCUCGUGGCCUUCCCCGUCAGCUACCACGUGCUCUGCGGAGCCCGUCACAGCCUCUGGACGUACAAGCCUGAGCUCAUCAACAACGCGGACGGACCCACGAGCUGUUACGCUAUCUUCGCUGCCUCGGGCCUCAUCACUCUGGGUGCUGCUGCUUACACGAUCAAGGCGCCCAAGGAGAAGAAGGCCGACCAGUAAUUUGCUCAGUCCUGUGUCUUUGUAGUUGUUCGCUCGCCCAUACACAGCCAACAUGGACCGAGUUAUCAGGAUGACUGGUUGGACGAACAGACGGAUGACACUUUUGUGAUGUAGGCUGUGGCUCUCGGGAAUCGGAAGAGGGCUGACGGUAGACGAGUGUUAUCAUGGGUGGCGGUGGACUGCAGACUUGGAAAAAAACGAUAAAAAUGAAUGAACCUAAACCAAAACUCUA
Molecule: messenger RNA, 735 nt
Organism: Phytophthora nicotianae INRA-310
Lineage: Eukaryota; Oomycota; Peronosporomycetes; Peronosporales; Peronosporaceae
Exons: 1
Coding region: 6-503 (165 amino acids)
Biological process (GO): mitochondrial electron transport, succinate to ubiquinone; tricarboxylic acid cycle
Cellular component (GO): membrane
Molecular function (GO): succinate dehydrogenase activity; electron transfer activity
Source: RefSeq, a predicted model, not a curated record